Osmerus eperlanus (European smelt) is the source of this 425-nucleotide messenger RNA. RefSeq lists its product as uncharacterized. NCBI's taxonomy places the organism in Eukaryota, Metazoa, Chordata, Actinopteri, Osmeriformes, Osmeridae. Bases 1 to 405 code for a protein of 134 amino acids. Gene Ontology annotation, cellular component: plasma membrane. The record is from RefSeq and is a predicted model, not a curated record. The transcript has 3 exons.
AUGGGGGUUCCCAGGGGCCAAAUCCUGCUGGAGACUGAGGCCACCAACACUGGAGAAAACAUCCGCUUGUCCUAUAGGGUCCUCAGGGACAACCACAUCCCAGCCAGCAGGGUGAUCCUGGUCCAGCAGCCCUUCAUGGAACGAAGAGUCCUUGCCACCUUCCUGCACCAGUGGCCUGAACAGGGACAACAGACACAUGCUAUCGUCACCUCCCCUCAGAUGGGCCUGUCUGAGUACCCCCACCCCACCGUGGGCACAGCGUCCAAUCUCAUCACCUACAUGCUAGGUGCUCUGGAGAGGAUACGUGACUAUCCUCAGAAAGGCUUCCAGGUGGAGCAGGUGGUCACACCCUGCGCUCUCUCUGCCUAUCACUGGUUCUUGCAGGCUGGCUACAACCCCAAGUAACCCCAAGUAAAACAGAGAUA